AUGCGGUCGGUGUUGCUUCUAAUUCCAGUAGUGCUUGCAAUUUAUCGUUUGAAUAUUAAUGAUGCAGGUGCCGUGUCCACAACUGGACGGGAUAUUGAGUAUGAAUGGUCAAUUAAGGAGGCAAUUUUGAUGAUUUUUCGGGAUUAUUUUUGUGAAUCGACAGUUGUUGUGAAUUUUGUGACGUCAUUUGGAGAGAUUGAGGCGAAGUUUGUUGCUGAUCAGCUGGUUGGGGAUCUGAUUGGAGAUAUUGAGGGAAAUUUUUCGAUAAUUAUUGAGACUGUUGAGGAUAUUAAGGAGCAUUGGAGGAGAAAGAAAGAGUUUUGUGUGUUUUUUGUUGAUUCUCACGCCAGUUUUGAGAGAAUUUUCGCUAAAGUAACUGAUGAGCUGUUCAGAUUCACUGGAUAUUAUGUCAUUAUUUUUAUAAACCCCGACUCAAUCCAUGAAUCAGAAAUUCAAAAAAUAUUCGAGAAUCUAUGGACUAAGGACAUUACUAAUGCUGUAGUCUUAUGUCCUGAGAACCAUGACGCUCAUAUCCACACUUACUUUCCAUUUACGAGAAGCUACUGCGAACAAGUUCAUCAAGUUCUAUGGAAUAUUUACAGAACAAGUGUCGGUCUGCUAUAUUCAGAUCGGCAAAUCUUUCCUGACAAAUUGACCAACUUUUAUGGCUGUGAAUUCACAGUUGUGACUUAUGAAAAUCCACCAUUUAUGACAGAGAUUGUUAGUGUCAAGAAUAACAUAUUUCCUUGGGGAUUUGAUGGUAUCCUCAUUUGGGGUCUUGAAAAAUCACUCAACUUUACCACAAAAAGGAUUUAUCUUCACAAAAAAUCAUGGAAAAAUCACACAAAUGAAUACCUCACGGGUAAAGCAUUGAGAAUGGUCGUAAAUGGCAUUGCAAACUUUAGUAUUGGAUUUCUUGUAACAACAACAAAUAGAAAUUUCUUUAUGACACCAAGCUACAGCUACUAUACAACAAAUUUAGUCUGGGCUAUUCCGUCUGGUGAGAAAUUGACAGCAUUUCAGAUGUUUACUAAACCAUUUCAGAAUGCUAUUUGGGGGUUAGUGAUGACGACUAUGGGAAUUAGUGUUGCUGUAAUUAGGAUUGUUGCGAGACGAUCACAGAAAGUCAAAAAUUUUAUCUUCGGCUACAAAGUAAAGUACCCAAUCCUCAACAUGUUCAACAUACUCUUUGGUGGAUCAAUGCCAAGGCUACCAAGUCGUAAUUUUGCCAGAUUCUUGCUAGCAUUGUUCAUCCUAUACGCGAUUGUCAUCAGAAAUGCAUAUCAAGGUGCUCUAUAUCAUUUCAUUAGGAUGGAGGAGCAACCACAAGAUGUUAAAGACAUGAAAGACAUGAUGAAUAGAAAUUUUAAACUGUACACACUGGAUGCCAUUAAAAUUUAUCUUCAGCCUUUCGAGUUCAUCUACAAUCACACAAUUCCAUUGACAGUUCAUGAAUUUGAAGAUUUCUGGAAAAAUUUAAGCACUGGCAAUAACAUUGCUGUCUUAACAUCUGAGGAUCAUGUCGCCUACUGGAAUAAAAUCGGAUAUCCAAAUUCUUUUGUUAGUUUUCUUCCUGAAAAGCAAACCGCAGUCAAUUUAGUCAUGUAUUUUCAAAAGACUUCAUGCUUAACUGAUGCAAUUAAUAAGAAAAUAUUCGAAAUGAAUGACAAUGGGUUGAUGGACGUUUUUAGGAUUCAGACGAUUGAUAAGAGUUAUUUAAAGAGGAAGACUGUGAUUAGAGAGCCUCAGCAGUUGAGGUUAAGGCAGAUUGAGGGUGGGAAUAUGUUGCUGCAGUUGGGAUUGAUUAUAAGUGGAUUUGUGUUUGUUGGUGAAGUGAUUUGGGGAAGGAUUUUGGAAAAGGAAAAUGGAAAAUGUCUUGGUGGGAGUGAUUUUGGAGGAACUGGUGGAGUAUUGGGAUUGGGAAUUGGAUUCUUUAAGUUUGAGGACUAA
Molecule: messenger RNA, 1950 nt
Organism: Chironomus riparius
Lineage: Eukaryota; Metazoa; Arthropoda; Insecta; Diptera; Chironomidae
Source: the annotation of a GenBank genome assembly